Plasmodium gonderi is the source of this 555-nucleotide messenger RNA. Its product is annotated as signal peptidase 21 kDa subunit. The transcript is spliced from 2 exons. Lineage: Eukaryota; Apicomplexa; Aconoidasida; Haemosporida; Plasmodiidae. Gene Ontology annotation, molecular function: serine-type endopeptidase activity. The record is from RefSeq and is a predicted model, not a curated record. The coding region runs from base 1 to 555 and encodes 184 amino acids. Gene Ontology annotation, cellular component: membrane; signal peptidase complex.
AUGGAUUUCAUAAAAGAGCAAUAUAACAGCAUUGUGCUAGAACUUAAAAAGACUUUCAGAAACCCUAGAGAUGGCAUAUCACAUAUAUUGAACGUAGCAUGCUUGCUCUUGAAUGCUUUGAUGAUAUGGAAGCUUCUCGUUGUUCUUACAGGCUGUGAGUCACCAGUUGUUGUAGUACUGAGUGGUAGCAUGGAACCAGGCUAUUUCAGAGGAGACACAUUGGCAUUGUAUCAUCCACCUAACAUUCAUGCAGGUGAUGUUGUGGUUUACCAAAUAAAUGGAAGAGAUAUCCCCAUUGUGCACAGGAUAUUAAACAUUCACAUUUCUAAAGAUAACAAAUUUCAUUUAUUAUCAAAAGGUGACAAUAACAACAUUGACGACAGAGGAUUAUAUGAGCCUAAUCAAUACUGGUUGGAGAAUGAACAUGUUCUUGGUCUUUCAGUUGGUUAUGCACCAUACAUUGGUAUCUUAACUAUAUGGGUUAAUGAAUAUCCCGCUAUGAAAUGGGGAAUCGUGUCUCUCAUGCUGUUCAUGAUAUUACUUGGGUAUGAGUGA